This is a messenger RNA of Coregonus clupeaformis (lake whitefish), 2008 nucleotides long. RefSeq names its product gap junction alpha-1 protein. Bases 223 to 1374 code for a protein of 383 amino acids. Lineage: Eukaryota; Metazoa; Chordata; Actinopteri; Salmoniformes; Salmonidae. The transcript has 2 exons. Gene Ontology annotation, molecular function: transmembrane transporter activity. The record is from RefSeq and is a predicted model, not a curated record. Gene Ontology annotation, biological process: cell-cell signaling; heart development. Gene Ontology annotation, cellular component: connexin complex.
UGACUCCAAGCUUUUCUCUCCUUCGCUUCUUUUUUUCUCUCCUCCUAGCCUGUAUGUGGACUGUUAUAAGGCAAGGAAAGUUUGAAAAGUUAGUCUCAGUUUCUCUCUGGUCCCAAACUUGGAUUUCAAGAAAGUGGUGACUGUUUUCAAGAAGUGACGGGGAAAGUCCCUAAGGGCUCUCUUCUUACUUCUCAGUAACUUUCCAGCUAAAACUCCUUCAUCAUGGGUGACUGGAGUGCUUUGGGGAGGCUCCUGGACAAGGUACAGGCUUACUCCACGGCUGGAGGGAAGGUGUGGCUCUCUGUCCUCUUCAUCUUCAGGAUCCUGGUGCUGGGGACGGCUGUGGAGUCUGCCUGGGGGGACGAGCAGUCCGCCUUCAAGUGCAACACCCAGCAACCUGGUUGUGAGAACGUGUGUUAUGACAAAUCUUUUCCUAUAUCACAUGUACGGUUCUGGGUGCUACAGAUUAUCUUUGUCUCGACGCCGACUCUUCUGUACCUUGCCCAUGUGUUCUACCUGUUGCGAAUAGAGCAGAAGAUUAACCGCAAAGAGGAAGGGCUGAAAAACAUCCAGAACGAUGGAGGCGACGUGGACGUACCUCUGAAGAAGAUUGAGUUAAAAAAGCUCAAGCAUGGGCUGGAAGAGCAUGGGAAGGUUAAGAUGAAGGGAGCCCUCUUGAGAACCUACAUAUUCAGCAUUUUCUUCAAGUCCAUUUUUGAGGUGGGCUUCCUGGUCAUACAGUGGUACAUUUACGGCUUCAGCUUGGCUGCUGUCUACACCUGUGAGAGGUCCCCCUGCCCCCACAGAGUCGACUGUUUCCUCUCCCGACCUACUGAGAAAACUGUCUUCAUCAUCUUCAUGCUGGUGGUCUCUCUGGUCUCCCUGCUUCUGAACGUCAUUGAGCUCUUCUACGUGAUGUUCAAGAGGAUCAAGGACCGCGUGAAGGGGAAACAACCGCCCGUCCACUACCCUGGCACUGGGACGUUAAGCCCCACUCCCAAGGAUCUGUCCACCACUAAGUAUGCCUACUAUAACGGCUGUUCCUCUCCCACUGCACCGCUGUCCCCCAUGUCACCCCCAGGGUACAAGCUGGCCACUGGGGAGAGAACCAACUCCGUUCGCAACUACAACAAGCAAGCCAAUGAGCAAAACUGGGCCAACUAUAGCACGGAGCAGAACCGCCUGGGCCAGAAUGGCAGCACCAUCUCCAACUCCCAUGCACAGGCCUUUGACUUUCCUGACGACACCCAGGAGAGUAAGAAACUGACCCCAGGGCACGAGCUGCAGCCGUUGGCCCUGAUGGACCCUAGGCCCUGCAGUCGGGCCAGCAGUCACAUGAGCAGUCGGCCGAGGCCAGAUGAUCUAGAUGUCUAGCCCCCCAACCCCCCCCCCCCUCCCAUUGGUGCCAGAGAACAGAGAGCUCAAGGAAGCAUUCUCAAAGUGCUGAAGGGGGCGGGGCAUAGCCCAUUCACUGUCCUAGAGAAUCUAGUCAAUAAAGAGACAUUCAAAUACUUACACUGUUGGAGGUACUAUACAUGUAUUGAUGACUUUGAAACUAGUGGAGCUAAGAAGCUUUAAAAAGAAAACAACUAGUAGGCGAAGAACAUGUGACCGUGUUCCGAUAACUGUGCCCAACAGUCCCUCAUUUCACUUUAGAAGAAUAUGCCUUGGCGAUGUGUUUGGUUUAGUUAUCAUGUUUUUACCUGUAGGUUUCAUUAUGCAGGAUGGCAUUUAUUGUCAUGAAUCUUGCCCUGGAGGCAGCUCUGGAAAACACUGCACACUGCUGCUCAUGCUCCAGGUGAUUUUAUUAUAACAACGUUUCGACCGUUAGGUCUUCAUCAGGCAUCCAUAUCCCAGGUGGGGGUGGAAAAGUGGUCACUAGCUGGCACAGCCACAAAGUCAAACAAUCUGAUUUUGAACUUCUUACCUUAAUCUUAACCACACUGCUAACCCUAAUGCCUAACCCUAACCUUAAAUUAAGACCAAAAAGCACUUUUUCUUUUCAAGC